Aspergillus clavatus NRRL 1 is the source of this 156-nucleotide messenger RNA. RefSeq lists its product as uncharacterized. The coding region runs from base 1 to 156 and encodes 51 amino acids. NCBI's taxonomy places the organism in Eukaryota, Fungi, Ascomycota, Eurotiomycetes, Eurotiales, Aspergillaceae. The transcript has 2 exons. The record is from RefSeq and is a predicted model, not a curated record.
AUGAUCAACGGUAUUCCAUCGGAGCCGACCGAGAGAGACUGGAUGCUCUGCAUCCGGGCUGGGGUGAUCUCGGUCGCACUUCACCGGACCAGUCUGUACACAACUGCCACGAGUCUAGAUGUUCUGACAUCACCUUCGGGCGAGCUUUCGGCCUAA